GAAAAAUUGUGAGUUUUUGCAUGUGUUUGUGUGCGUGCCUGUGUCUGUGUCUGUGAAAGCGGCAAAAUGCGAGGCCACAAUUUAAAUUGACAAAAGAAGAGAAAACAAACUAAAACAAAAAUCAAUUCACAAAUUUGAGGCCAGGAAAUAACAGUUAUAAAUAAAAUGGAGGACGAACUGCGCUGCCCCACCUGCAAGCAGCUUUAUGCGAAUCCUGUGCUACUCCCCUGUUUCCAUGCCCUCUGCCUGGGCUGCGCUUUGGACAUACAAACACCCUACACCCAGGGCAUGGCAUUGGCCGCCGUGGGCGGCUCAGCUGCUGGUGGUCCCAACAAUCCGGCCGCCCACAAUGGCAUCCAUGCUGCCAGCAAUAGCUCUGCUGCUGCCGCCGCUGCGGCCGCCACAGCCGCACCCAGUGUGGUGCCCACAGCCAAUGGUCCGGGCACGCGCCACUCGUCGCAUAGUUCGGCGGCCAGCACAGCGAGCUCGGCUACGGGCAGCGAGAGCGUCACCUCCGAUCAGGAUCAGUCGGACAAGGUGAGCAUCUUUAGUGAGGCCGAUUCCGGCGUUGUUUGCUGCUCCAACACAUCGCGUCCGGUCUCUUAUGCGGGCACAGCCCAGGGGCUGCAGGGACUGUUGCAGGGCGCCGUGGUGGCCCCACCAGGUGCCGCCUACUGCCUCACCUGUCCGCUCUGCCGCAAGCUCGUCUUCUUCGAUGAUGGUGGCGUCCGCAACUUGCCCACCUAUCGCGCCAUGGAGGCCAUUGUAGAUCGCUUCUGCGCUCGGGAGGCGCUCCGCUGCCAGAUGUGCGAAACAGAUCCCAAGGUGGCGUCCCUCAUAUGCGAGCAGUGCGAGAUUCGCUAUUGCGAUGCCUGUCGCGAGUUGUGCCACCCGGCACGUGGACCGCUCGCCAAGCACACGCUGGUCAAGCCCCGUGGAGCGGCCCAGCAGCGGGAAUCCGUCUGUGGGGAACACGAAGAGACACUCUCACAGUAUUGUCUCAACUGCAAGAUACCCGCCUGUGGACAGUGUAUUGGAGAGCAGCGCCACCAGGCGCAUGAUGUGCAGUCCAUCAAUGUGACUUGCAAGGCACAAAAGACAGAACUUUCACACAAUCUGCAACAAUUGUCGGAGAAGGCACGUUCCACAACAGAAUUCAUCCAGCGGUUGAAGGGCAUGAGCGACAAAGUGACGGAAUCCUGCAUGGAAUUCGAGCGCUUGGUGCACGCACAAUGCGAGGCUCUCAUCCAAGCCAUACACGACCGACGCGAAUACCUUUUGGAGGCUAUACGCAUGGACAAGGACACCAAAAUCAGAAUACUAAAGGAUCAGCAAUCAAACUGUACAGGAAAACUACAACAGACCACCGGACUCAUACAGUUCUGCAUCGAGGCAUUGAAAGAGACUGACAGCGCGGCCUUCUUGCAGGUCGGCUCCAUGUUGAUCAAUCGUGUGGCCAACACCGACAUGACUUGGCAUCAGGAGGUCACAAAUGCAGCGCCACGCGUCUCCCCAAUUGUGGACUUGACUCUCGAUGAUGCGGCUCUGGCACGUGCCAUCGACAAUUUGAACUUCAUACAAAUGAAAGCUGUCAAAGAUGGAGAAGAAAGAUGUCCGGCAGCACCCUUAACGCCCACCAUAUUGCCGGCCGAUUGUUCAGCGGAAAAUAAUUCUGUGACCGUUGCGUGGCAGCCGCCCAGUCAUUCCUUUGUCGAAGGUUAUGUCCUGGAACUAGACGAUGGCAGCGGCGGAGAGUUUCGGGAAGUUUAUUGCGGCAAGGAAACAAUUUGCACCGUCGACGGUCUACACUUCAAUUCCAUGUACAAUGCGCGCGUGAAGGCCUUCAAUAGUGCCGGCGAGGGUGAAUACUCCGAGCUGAUUGGACUGCAGACGGCGGAAGUGGCCUGGUUCACGUUUGAUCCCGUGCUCAGCGGUGGCGCCGGUUCUGGUCUAAUCUUCAGCAAAAAUAAUGCCACAGUCUCUGUCGAGGGCUGGGAGCACCGGGUGGCGCUCGGCUCGGUGGGAUUCUCGCGCGGCGUCCACUACUGGGAGUUCACCAUCGACAACUAUACGGCAGACACGGAUCCGGCCUUCGGAGUGGCGCGCAUCGAUGUGGCCAGAAACAAGAUGUUGGGCAAAGAUGAGAAGUCCUUCGCCAUGUAUAUUGAUCGUCAGCGCUCCUGGUUCCAACACAACUCCAUACACGAGCGGCGCGUUGAGGGCGGCAUAACCACAGGCAGUACCAUUGGUGUACUCUUGGAUCUGGAGCGACACACGCUAAGUUUUCUGGUGAACGAAAUGCCACAGGGAUCUGUGGCUUUUCGCGACCUCUACGGCGUAUUCUAUCCGGCGGUCAGCAUAAAUAGAGGCGUGACCCUAACUAUGCACACAGCCCUCGAUGCCCCCAAGAUGGACUAUUUCUAAGAUGCAUUUAUGGUUGGCAAGUUUAGUGAAUUGUAUAUAUAGUAUACAUAUAACUUAAAGUAGCAAUUAUCGGUGUCUAUAUAUGAAGAGUACAUACACAACUUACUGGCAACUAAAUAUACAUAUAUACCUAUAUAUGCGUCUAUUUAUAAAUAUAUACACAUAUUACCCACUCUACUUCAUAUGCUAAUAUCGUAGUUUUCGGGCAAAGUUUAGCGACAUAUCUCGUAUCUCUAUCGCAUGUCUAGUGUAAGGGGGUGGGCGGGGAAUGCGUUUGUAAAACGUAGCGAAGGUUUGGUGGGAUGGACAAAAUAUUUAUCAAAGAAUACUUUGCUUAUAAAUCAAAUAAUUAUUACAAAUAAUUGAAAACUUCAUGUAAAAUACAAUAAAAUACAAAAUGGAAUAUUCAAAGCAAUUUUGAAAUGUUCUUUGCAUUUAGCAAACAGAAAGAAGCCAAAUAUUUAGCAACGUGCAAAACAACAACCAAAAAUCAAAUACAAUUUAAAUGCAUACAAAUAAAUGGCAAAUAAAUAACUUAAAAUACAAACAUCCAAUUAGCUUUUAGUGUAGUUACAAAUUUGCAUUCUAUGUGCGUAAUGGGGUAUGUACUUGCAUUUUCUGAAUACAAUACAAUUCUAAGCGCAUUACGAAUGGCAUAAACAAAAGGCGGCUUAAAACAAAUGGAAUGAUAACUCAUUUUUGAAGGCUGUGGGAAGUGCAGCGAAAAAUAAUUCAAAUGAAAAUUAACGCACCCACAAUUUUUAGUUUGAAAGACUGAAUGAAAAAGUUUGUAAUGUAAAACAAUGAUUGCGAAAUAUUUAAAUUAAAAUGCGAAAUUAAUUUUCCAAAU
Scaptodrosophila lebanonensis is the source of this 3274-nucleotide messenger RNA. It is a transcript of the gene Trim9, whose product is annotated as E3 ubiquitin-protein ligase TRIM9. Gene Ontology annotation, molecular function: zinc ion binding; protein binding. The record is from RefSeq and is a predicted model, not a curated record. Bases 166 to 2424 code for a protein of 752 amino acids. The transcript is spliced from 10 exons. NCBI's taxonomy places the organism in Eukaryota, Metazoa, Arthropoda, Insecta, Diptera, Drosophilidae.